Messenger RNA from Seriola aureovittata, 828 nucleotides. RefSeq names its product catechol-O-methyltransferase a (gene comta). Gene Ontology annotation, biological process: catecholamine catabolic process; developmental process; dopamine metabolic process. Gene Ontology annotation, molecular function: catechol O-methyltransferase activity. NCBI's taxonomy places the organism in Eukaryota, Metazoa, Chordata, Actinopteri, Carangiformes, Carangidae. Bases 1 to 828 code for a protein of 275 amino acids. The record is from RefSeq and is a predicted model, not a curated record. The transcript has 5 exons.
AUGUCUGUGCUCACAGUGUCGGUGGUCCUGGUCGGUCUGUAUGCUGUGUGUCGUUGUAUGAUUCCCUGGUUGGUUCAGUCUAACUCCACUCUGGCUCUGCUGUGGUACGACUUCGUGCUGGAGAUGACCCUUGACCUCCUGACACGAACAACACGACCUCAGCGCCUCCUGCGGGCUGUCAUUAUAAAUGCAGUCAGAGGAGAUCCAGACAGCGUCAUCAGAGCCAUCGAUCACUUCUGUAAACACACAGAGUGGGCGAUGAACAUAGGAGACGAGAAAGGCGCCAUCUUGGACUCGGUUGUCAUGGAAACAUCUCCAUCCACAGUACUGGAGUUGGGGACGUACUGUGGUUACUCUGCUGUUCGCAUCACCAGGCUGUUGCCUCCUUCAACAAGGCUGAUUACUGUGGAGAUGAACCCUGAUUACGCUUGCGUGGCGCGACAGGUCAUCCAACACGCAGGCCUGCAGGACAAGGUGUGCGUGCUGGAAGGCCAAUCAGCUGACCUCAUUCCUAAAAUGGCCGAAAUGUUUGGGAUCCAGACAUUUGACUUUGUUUUCCUUGACCACUGGAAGGACCGCUAUCUGCCGGACAUCAGAUUGCUGGAGGACUGCAGUCUCCUGGCCCAGGGGUCGGUGGUCCUGGCUGAUAAUGUGGUCUGCCCUGGAACUCCAGACUACCUGAACUACAUCAGAUCCAACCUGAACUACAGGAGCAGGUUCUACCAGGCUCACCUUGAGUACACCAGAGUCCUGGAUGGACUGGAGAGGUCCGAGUACCUGGGGUGCAGACAGGGAAAGAGACAAGUAGACAGAGAGACAGACAGGUAG